ACAACCGCCGCCGUCGCAACCCCACACACGACAUCAACAAUGGUCUUACGAAUUCGUCUCGCCCGCUUCGGCAAGAAGCACGCACCCUUCUACAACAUAGUCGUCGCGCACGCAAGAACAGCGCGCAAUUCCCGGCCUCUUGAAGUCCUCGGUACCUACGACCCCAAGCCGCAACCACCACGACCCGGCGACACUCACGGCCGGCCGUGGAAAGACAUCAAACUCGACAUAAGCCGAGCGCGGUACUGGGUCGGUGUAGGAGCACAGCCUAGCGAUACAGCGUGGAGGUUGCUGAGCAUGGUGGGCAUUCUCGAACCACAAUACCGCGUAGGCCAGAUCCAAGGCCAGGUCGUCAAGGCGGAUUCAGCACACAAGAGUUUGAUACCCGAGAGCAAGAUUCUGGCAGCGCAACCAACGACGAGGGUGGAGAACAUGGAGGGUGGAGCCAAGCAUGUUGGUACUUGAUGGUAGGACACAAUGCGCGGAAUAGCAUCACAUGGCGUUAUAAGAGGAAUACUUGUGGGAAAGCUAAAUAUAUUCGUACGUUACAAAACCAUUACUGAAUGGUCGUGACGCUACACCUGUAACAAUACAACAAAUCGUCCACA
Pyrenophora tritici-repentis Pt-1C-BFP is the source of this 608-nucleotide messenger RNA. RefSeq names its product mitochondrial 37S ribosomal protein bS16m. Gene Ontology annotation, molecular function: structural constituent of ribosome. Gene Ontology annotation, biological process: mitochondrial translation. The record is from RefSeq and is a predicted model, not a curated record. NCBI's taxonomy places the organism in Eukaryota, Fungi, Ascomycota, Dothideomycetes, Pleosporales, Pleosporaceae. Gene Ontology annotation, cellular component: mitochondrial small ribosomal subunit; ribosome.